AUGGCAUCAGCACAGGCAGUGCAGGAGGCAGCCAUCACUGGGGAGAAGAAGAAGCUGUGGGGUGGGCGCUUCACUGGCGCCACAGACCCCCUGAUGGAGAAGUUCAACGAGUCUUUGCCCUUUGACAAGCGCAUGUGGAGGGAGGACAUCAGGGGGAGUCAGGCAUAUGCCAAGGCGCUGGCCAGGGCAGGAGUGCUGACAGCAGAGGAGGCUGAGCAGAUCGUGGAGGGGCUUGGGAAGGUGGAGCUCGAGUGGGAGGCUGGCACGUUCAAGAUUGUGUCAGGGGACGAGGACAUCCACACGGCCAACGAGCGCCGCCUGACGGAGCUCAUCGGCUCGGUCGGCGGCAAGCUGCACACCGGCCGCUCGCGCAAUGACCAGGUGGCGACGGACACGCGGCUGUGGCUGUACGGGGCGCUGCAGGACACGCGCGGGUACCUGGCCGACCUCAUAAAGACCGCCAUCGACCGCGCUGAGCUGGACGUCGACGUCAUCAUGCCGGGCUUCACGCACCUGCAGCCGGCGCAGGCGGUGAGGUGGAGCCACUGGCUGCUGGGCCACGCAGCUGCCUGGCAGCGCGAUGACAUGCGCCUGCGAGACCUUAUGCCCCGCGUCGCCACCCUCCCCCUCGGCUCCGGCGCGCUGGCGGGGAACCCAUUCGGCGUGGACCGGCAGUUCAUCGCGCGCGAGCUGGGCUUCAUUGGCGGAGUCUGCCCCAACUCCAUGGACGCCGUCUCAGACCGUGACUACGUGCUGGAUACGCUCUACUUUGUCGCCGUGCACAUGGCGCACCUGUCGCGCUGGGCCGAAGAUCUCAUCAUCUACUCCUCGGGCCUCUUCAAAUUCGUGCAGUGCUCCGACGCCUAUGCCACCGGCAGCAGCCUGAUGCCUCAGAAGAAGAACCCGGACGCGCUGGAGCUGAUCCGCGGCAAGGCCGGCCGCUGCCAGGGCAACCUGGCGGGCCUGCUGGCAGUCAUGAAGGGCGCGCCCACCACCUACAACAAAGAUUUCCAGGAGGCCUGGCAGCUGAUGUUUGACAGCGUGGACACGGCGAACGACUGCAUACGGAUCGCUACGGGAGUGUUGUCGACAAUCCGCAUCAACCCCGACCGCAUGCUGGCCGGCCUCUCCCCAGACAUGCUCGCCACCGAUCUUGCUGAAUACCUCGUGCGCAAGGGUGUUCCCUUCCGGGAGACCCACCACAUCAGCGGCGCUGCAGUGAAGAUGGCCGAGGACAGGGGCACCACACUCUUUGAUCUCACCGUGGCCGACCUCAAAACCAUCCACCCGCUCUUUGAGGACGACGUUCUUGAGGUGUGGGAUUACAACAGAUCGGCCGAGAUGCGCGACACGGAGGGAGGCGCAUCAAAGCGCAGCGUUCUGGAGCAGGCCCAGAAACUGAAGCGCUACCUGGGAGCCGAGGGGCUCUGA
Messenger RNA from Coccomyxa subellipsoidea C-169, 1431 nucleotides. RefSeq names its product argininosuccinate lyase. The transcript has 11 exons. Gene Ontology annotation, molecular function: argininosuccinate lyase activity. The record is from RefSeq and is a predicted model, not a curated record. Gene Ontology annotation, cellular component: cytosol. NCBI's taxonomy places the organism in Eukaryota, Viridiplantae, Chlorophyta, Trebouxiophyceae, Coccomyxaceae. Bases 1 to 1431 code for a protein of 476 amino acids.